GAUUGGUUCGCCGUCGGCUUCCUGCUGCAGUGAGAAGAGCGGCGUCGAGACAUACUGGGAAGACUUAACACCACCACCUCCAAUAAAUGCACCAUACAAUGAAACUGUUAGCACUACCUCCCUCUGUGGAUGUCCGCUUUGUCACGGCUGUACUGCUGGUGAUGGGCCUCUCUACUCCCGGACAGGCAGAAAUCGUCAGCCUGGACUCGAACAACAUUGACGACGUCCUAAAUAAUGCUGGGGUGGCAUUAGUGAAUUUUUACGCAGACUGGUGUAGAUUCAGUCAAAUGCUCCAUCCAAUUUUUGAGGAGGCGUCUAACAUAGUGAGGGAGGAGUUCCCUGAUACAAAGCAGGUGGUGUUUGCUCGCGUCGACUGUGACCAGCAUUCGGACAUAGCUCAGCGCUACCGCAUCACCAAGUAUCCAACACUGAAGCUGUUCCGCAAUGGGAUGAUGAUGAAGAGGGAGUACAGGGGUCAGAGGUCAGUGACGGCCAUCGCUGACUUCAUCCGCCAGCAGCAGGUCGACCCAGUGAAAGAGCUGCCCUCAGUGGAGGAGAUUAAUUCUGUGGAUAGGAGCAAGAGAAACAUCGUUGGUUUCUUUGAAAACAAGGACUCUGACAACUAUCGAACAUUUCAGAAAGUUGCCAACAUCCUUCGAGAUGACUGCACAUUCUUGGCCGCUUUCGGUGAGGUGUCUAGGUCCGAGCGCUUCAGUGGAGACAAUGUGGUCUACAAACCUAUGGGCGAGGGCAUUCCUGACAUGGUUUACCUCGGCUCCCUCACCAACUUUGACCUGACCUACGCCUGGGCCCAGGACAAGUGUGUGCCUCUGGUUAGGGAGAUCACCUUUGAAAAUGGAGAGGAGCUGACUGAAGAAGGAAUCCCUUUCCUCAUCUUGUUCCAUCUUAAAGAAGACACAGAGAGCUUAGAGAAGUUCCAGCAUGAAGUGGCUCGCCAGCUCAUCGGUGAGAAAGGGUCAAUAAACUUCCUUCAUGCGGACUGCGAUAAGUUCCGCCAUCCUCUGCUCCAUAUCCAAAAAACGCCAGCUGACUGUCCCGUUAUCGCCAUAGACUCAUUCAGACACAUGUAUGUCUUCCCCGACUUCAAAGACCUCAAUGUCCCUGGCAAACUGAAACAGUUUGUUUUGGACCUUCACUCUGGUAAGCUUCACCGAGAGUUCCACCACGGGCCCGACCCCACGGACAGCACGCCUGGACAGGAGGAGACGGGCGGAGAAGCAGCCAGCAGUCCUCCAGAGAGCUCGUUCCAGAAGCUGGCACCCAGCGAGACACGCUACACCAUCCUCAGCCGAGACCGUGACGAGCUGUGACCUUAACGGCCUUCCUGUGACUCAAUGCCACGCCCCGGGGUCAGGGAGGGGGUUAGGGUUGGGACAGGCUAGUGGGCCAGAACAGCAACACCCAACACCCUUACUGAAGAAAAAAAAAAAAAAGAGACGACGAGGAGAAAGAAGAACGGGAGGAGGAGAGUGGAGUCCAUGACACAACCAUGUUGGGCUAACCUAUAUUUUCAUAACACUUUCACAAUUUUUAUUUUGAAUCAAAAACGUGGGUGGGCUAAAGAGGGACAAUGUGUGUGUGGGGCAUUGGGACAUCAAUAGAAGUGUUUUUACUUUUAUUCUUUGGAGGUUGUAAAUAUGUUUGAGCUACAUUGGACUCUCAAUGUUGGUCUAAAUUAAAUGCAGUGUUGUUUUUUC
Pundamilia nyererei is the source of this 1718-nucleotide messenger RNA. It is a transcript of the gene erp44, whose product is annotated as endoplasmic reticulum protein 44. The record is from RefSeq and is a predicted model, not a curated record. NCBI's taxonomy places the organism in Eukaryota, Metazoa, Chordata, Actinopteri, Cichliformes, Cichlidae. Gene Ontology annotation, biological process: protein folding. The transcript is spliced from 11 exons. The coding region runs from base 87 to 1331 and encodes 414 amino acids. Gene Ontology annotation, cellular component: endoplasmic reticulum membrane; endoplasmic reticulum-Golgi intermediate compartment. Gene Ontology annotation, molecular function: protein disulfide isomerase activity.